Messenger RNA from Capra hircus (goat), 2444 nucleotides. RefSeq names its product doublecortin domain containing 2 (gene DCDC2). Gene Ontology annotation, biological process: intracellular signal transduction; neuron migration; cilium assembly. Lineage: Eukaryota; Metazoa; Chordata; Mammalia; Artiodactyla; Bovidae. The transcript has 10 exons. The record is from RefSeq and is a predicted model, not a curated record. Gene Ontology annotation, cellular component: microtubule; kinocilium; axoneme. Bases 119 to 1546 code for a protein of 475 amino acids.
UCUGUUUCGGGUUCGUUUCAGGACGCGACCCCGCGCCGCGCGUGUGCGGUGAGGCCGCUGGGGCAACCGCGGUGCCUCCCCUCGGAGAAGCGAGCCGCGCGGGAGUCCCGAGGGGAAGAUGAGCCGCACCAGUGCCAGGUCCGGGCACCUGUCGCAGCCGGUCGUGAAGAGCGUGCUGGUGUACCGCAACGGGGACCCCUUCUUCACGGGCCGCCGCGUCGUCUUCCACGAGAAGAGGGUGUCCAGCUUCGACGUCUUCCUCAAGGAGGUGACGGGCGGCGUCCAGGCGCCCUUCGGAGCGGUUCGGAACAUCUACACCCCGCGGACCGGGCACCGCAUCUGGAAGCUAGACCAGAUCCAGAGCGGGGGCAACUACGUGGCCGGGGGCCAGGAAGCCUUCAAGAAACUCAAUUACUUGGACAUAGGAGACAUCAAGAAAAGACCAAUGGAAGCUGUGAGUACAGAGGUAAAACCAGUAACCCACAGCAGGAUCAAUGUGUCAUCUCGCUUUAGAAAACCGCUUCUGGAACCCUGCACUAUCUUCUUAAUUGCAAAUGGAGACCUCAUAAACCCGGCUUCUCGACUCCUCAUUCCUAGAAAAGCCUUGAAUCAGUGGGAUCAUGUACUGCAGAUGGUCACGGAAAAGAUAACUCUGAGGAGUGGGGCUGUCCACAGACUCUACACUUUAGAAGGAAAACUGGUUGAGAGUGGGGCAGAGCUGGAGAAUGGGCAGUUUUAUGUGGCUGUCGGCAGAGAUAAGUUUAAGAAGUUGCCUUACAGUGAAUUACUUUUUGACAAGUCGACGAUGAGAAAGUCUUACGGUCAGAAAACCUCUUCACUACCUCCAAUUGUAGGAUCCAGAAAGUCUAAAGGCAGUGGAAAUGAUCGCCAGUCUAAGUCGACAGUUGGAUCCAGUGACAACUCAUCUCCUCAGCCCCCAAAGAGGAAAGGGAAAAAAGAUGCGAAUUCAGAAAAAUCCACGAAAGGGAAACAAAAUGCCAAGUUAAAGAGUUUGCCACAAACAAUCCCAAACAGUGAUGAAGGCGUUUUCAAAGCUGGAGAGGAGAGAUCAGAAACGCGGGGGGCAGCUGAAGUCCAAGAAGAUGAAGACACUCAAGUUGAGAUUCCAGUGGACCAGAGGCCAGCAGAAAUAGUAGAUGAGGAAGAAGAUAAAGAGAAGGAAAACAAGGAGGUGGAACAGAAGGAAGACUUCUCAGGAAUGAAUGGUGAAGUUAAAGAGGAAGGAGGAGACCAGCAGGAGCCUGAAGCUCCAGAGCAAGCAGAGGAGAUCCUGGAUCACAGGGAGGAGCAGGCGGGUUCUGCUGCUCGUGUGAACGGAGGGACCGAUGAAGAAAAUGGCGAGGAACUGGGCCAGGUUAAUAAUGAGCCUCAAGAAGCGGUGGAGGAGGAAAUAAAGUCUCAAGGAGCUGGCAGUGGACAUGAAGAGGCUGAUUUGGACUCUCAAAGACCACCAAAACCAGAAGUGAAAAUCACUAGUCCGCAAGAAAAUGAUGACAACGAACAAAACAAGGAUAAUUUGUCAUAGCGUGGAUGAUUUUUUAAAAGAAAGCAUAUUGAGUAUAAGAAAAAUGAAGGAUUAAGUACUUGAAGAAGAAGUAUAUAGCUAUUGCUAAACAUAAUGUGACAAUGUGGUUGAAUACUACCUACUGAAAUUUAAAAGCAGAGGCCUGACUAAUGGGAAAGACUAGAUAACUUUGAAUAGCUACUAAAGGAGAGUGACUUCUUUUUAUGAGCUAUGUUUUUAAAAGUCAUGUAGAAAAAUUAAGCGUAAUGGAGGGGAUUUUGCACUGGAAGACAGUUAGCCACUUGUUUUUGUAAAGAUGAAAAAACACAGGACCAUACCUGUUCUUGAGAAGUGAGAUUAUUGGAUGGCAGCUUAUGCUAAAGCACUUAUCUAAGAGGGCAUAGAAUUAAAAAAAAAAAGAUAAUAGGAAUGCAUGUACUAUUUUUUUAAAGCAAUAAACUCUUGAAUAAACUAAUUGCAGCUUAGUUUCAGAGAUAAUUUGAAGAUGGCAAUAGACUGAAAUGUUUCUGUGUCUUGUUGACAUUCCCUUCUUUCUUCCUCCUUAGCCCAAAUCCACCUUAACAGAACUAAAAGGAAGAUGCAAGAUAUUCAUUUUGGAAGGAGGAAGUACUCACUCAAUGUAUUCCGCGACAAUAUUGUCGUGCCCUUCCCUGAAGUACUGCAGGUUUUAAUCGUCGGCUUAAAUGACACACACUCAGGAAGUAAUUACAGAAAGGAACGCCUAAUUCUAUCACUGAGCCUGUCUGGGUGGUUUACAAACUCUGGCAUCCUAUGGAUUUUAGCUGAUCCAGUCUACCAUUACCAAUAAUACUCCUCUCUUCAUAUUAUUAUAUUAGAAAACUCAAUAUUGGGUAUUCCAAAGAUUGAAUUUUCUCCAAACAGUUUUUUUUUUUUUUUU